Sceloporus undulatus (fence lizard) is the source of this 2239-nucleotide messenger RNA. It is a transcript of the gene C1D, whose product is annotated as C1D nuclear receptor corepressor. The record is from RefSeq and is a predicted model, not a curated record. NCBI's taxonomy places the organism in Eukaryota, Metazoa, Chordata, Lepidosauria, Squamata, Phrynosomatidae. The transcript has 5 exons. The coding region runs from base 10 to 561 and encodes 183 amino acids. Gene Ontology annotation, molecular function: RNA binding; DNA binding. Gene Ontology annotation, biological process: regulation of gene expression; maturation of 5.8S rRNA. Gene Ontology annotation, cellular component: nucleolus; exosome (RNase complex).
GAAAACAAAAUGGCGGCUGGGAGGGAAGGGAAUGCUAGUAGAGCGCUGUUUCCCUCCUGUCGCCCUGGCCUUUCCCAAUCUCUCCCUCUCUCUGGGGGAAAUGAUGGAGGAAGGGACAUCAUAUCAGAUAUGGACCUAACAGAAGAAAAAUACCCAACAGAGAUUCAUGAUUAUCUUUCGGCCUUUGAGAAGUCUGUCAGUUCUGUAGAUGACAUGUUGAAGACUAUGAUGUCUGUGUCUAGAAGCGAACUUCUCCAGAAGCUGGAUCCUCUUGAGCAAGCAAAAUUAGAUUUAGUGUCUGCUUACACAUUGAAUUCAAUGUUUUGGGUUUACCUGGCCACUCAAGGAAUUAAUCCAAAGGAGCACCCAGUGAAAAAAGAAUUGGAAAGAAUACGAACAUACAUGAACAGAGUGAAAGAGAUAACAGACAAGAAGAAAGCUGCCAAACUGGAUAAGGGUGCUGCUUCAAGAUUUCUACGAAAUGCACUAUACGAACCCAAACCUCACAGCAAGUCUGCAAAGAAGACUCCGGUUCCAGCCAAAAAGAAGAAAAUAAAUUAGGGCUUUUACAGUAUUGUGCUAAUUGCUAUAGGGAGAAGAAAAUCUUUUAAUCAAGUUUUCUUGUUUUAUAGACUGUGGAAACUGCAUUUUGGUGAAAUAAGGUUAUGUCAGUCAGCUAUUUGUUACUACAUGAUUGUUUCUCAUGUCCAGAUAUCCUGAUCACUUCCUCUUCCAGUAGGCUAUAUUUAAAAUAAAGUUUUGUUUAUUUAACAAAGAACAAUAACAUCAAGCAGGAUUUCCCUCCGGGUCCUCUCCACAUUUGUGUUUUUGGCUUUUUACCAAGUUAGGCAAUAUGUAUGCACUACCCUAAGCUUCUUUUGGGAUUAGAUUACAUGUUGCUGUUUCCUUUCAUCCUUGAUCUGUUAAACAUGACACGGUAUCUAUACUUGAGCGAGCUGAAAAGCAGCACAGGUAAGUCUGCAGAUUGUACUGCCAAUGCUCAGGCACAUCAGUGUCUUGGCAUCCAGUGUUUGUGUGCUUAGGACAAACCGGCUUAGUUACCAAAGUGUGUGAAUAGGUACAUUUAUUAAAUAUCUACUUGAAUAAAUAAGUUCCAGUAAAUCAACGGUUGCUUGGUCCUAUAGCUUAAUUGAGUGCUUUUAUAGUUGCUACUGUCACUGCUUAAGUAUUAGCAACCUGGGCCAAAUUGUUAGAAUGUCUAAAACAUUAUCAUCCACUGCUGACUUUUAUCUGUGUUGAGACUUAAUUAAUGGUGUUACACUUGGGACUGAAAUACUAUAUGAAAUAGUCAUAUACAGGUAAAGUUUACACACUUGUAAAGUUGCUACAGUGGCAUACAAUAAAUGCUAAUCUAACUGAUUUUUGGACAAUAUGAGGAAAUGAAGAGCUCCUUGGAGUGCAUCUACACUAUAGAAAUAAUGUAGUUUGAUACCAUUUUAACUGGCUCCAUCCUACAGAAUCCUGGGAUGUGCAGUUUUAUGAGGCACCAGCACUGGCAGAAAAGGCUUAAGACCUUGUAAAACUACAAACCCCAGGGUAUAGGAUGGAGCUAUAGCAGUUAAAAUGAAACUGGGUUAUUUUUAGUUAGAUAGUGAGCAGUCCUGUGAAGCUCUCUUCUGAUGCUCAGUUUUACUUCCCAGCCUACCUACAUUCCUGAUACAUCAUAAACAUUCUUGUUACAGCUAAUUUAUUAAAGGGUAUAUUUAAUAAACACCACACAAACACUGGAUGCUAAUGACAGCAUAUUGUGUGCUAUAAAAAUCAGCUCCAACACACUGGAGGUGUGAACUGUGUGCUUCCUGCCACCACCACCCCCAGCUUCGUUCCACUGCAAAAACAUUCAGCCUACGAAUGGCCAGGAAUGCUCCCAGAAGACUCCAGGCACUAUGCCCUCCCUGUACCUACCUUAAUCCCAAAUAACCUCUCUCCCCUAAAAAAAAACCUAUCAAAACAUGGAGAAGACCUUACUACUACUGCCAAUUUAGAAGAAAUGGGGAAAUGAGGUCCUUUAAGGGAGCUGGAAAAUGGAACAUGGUGGCCCCAAGACCUUAGUGACUUCCCACCCUAUUGUACACUAAGAUGGCCAAAUGUCAAACUCUUUAAAAGCAAGGGUUAUUAAGACAGAGUCUGAAUUGGUUGCUAAAAUCUUUUUUCCCUUUUCUGUUAACUUUGAAGAUUGUGUUUGUAAAAAUAAAUUCCUUUUUUAAAAAAGUCAAAA